Messenger RNA from Aphanomyces invadans, 3071 nucleotides. RefSeq names its product diphosphomevalonate decarboxylase. The transcript has 5 exons. Gene Ontology annotation, biological process: isopentenyl diphosphate biosynthetic process, mevalonate pathway; isoprenoid biosynthetic process. The record is from RefSeq and is a predicted model, not a curated record. Gene Ontology annotation, cellular component: cytosol. Gene Ontology annotation, molecular function: ATP binding; diphosphomevalonate decarboxylase activity. Lineage: Eukaryota; Oomycota; Saprolegniomycetes; Saprolegniales; Verrucalvaceae. Bases 65 to 1267 code for a protein of 400 amino acids.
UGGCCGCCGGCUGGAAGCAAUCGCAUUGCUUACAGCGCAGCCAUUUCGCAAGCCACCGACCGCCAUGCGCUCCGUCACGUGCAGCACGCCCACGAACAUUGCCGUGAUCAAGUACUGGGGCAAGGACAACGUCGCGCUCAACACUCCCUUGAACUCGUCGGUCAGUGUCACGUUGAACCAAGACCAGCUCAAGACGGUCACGUCCGUGUUGGCGUCGAAGGAUUUUCCCGUCGACCGCAUCUGGCUCAACGGUGCCGAACAAAACAUCCAAAACAAGCGCAUUCAAACCGUGCUCAAGGAAGUUCGUCGUCUUGCAACUUCCAAAGCCGUCGACGUGAAUGGCCAUGCGAUUGCCAAGGAUGCAUGGGACCAGUACAAGCUCCACAUUGUGUCGAUCAACACGUUUCCCACCGCCGCCGGGCUCGCGUCGUCUGCUGCGGGGUACGCUUGCCUUGUGGCGGCGCUGGUGGAACUGUACGCUGCUGAAGAAGAAUACGAAGGCCAGUUUUCGGCCAUCGCCCGACAGGGCUCCGGAAGUGCCUGCCGCAGCCUCCACGGUGGGUUUGUCCGCUGGGACAAGGGCGUCAAAUCGGACGGAAGCGACAGCUUGGCGAUUCAAAUCGCAGACGACAAGCACUGGCCCGAGCUAGAGGCCAUCAUUUGCGUCGUGAACGACAAAGAAAAGGACACGAGCAGCACGGACGGCAUGAACACGAGCAAGGAAACAUCGGAAUUGCUUGGAUUCCGCGCCCGUGAAGUCGUGAACAAGCGAUUGGCGGCGAUCGAAGCGGCGUACAAGGCCAAAGACUUUGAGACGUUUGGGAAAAUCACGAUGAUGGACAGCAACCAGUUCCACGCGACGUGCUUGGACACGUUUCCUCCGAUCUUUUACAUGAACGAAGUGUCUCGCAGCAUCAUCCACCUCGUGCACCAGUACAACGACCACGCGGGCAAGAUCCAAGCCGCGUACACGUUUGACGCGGGCCCGAAUGCUGUUAUUUUCUUGGAAAAGAAACACACGAAGGAAGUGCUGGCGUUGCUGACGCAUUUCUUCGACUCCAAGGCCCAUCCGUUGGAAGUGCGCGGCACGGUGGAUCCAAGCAACUUGCCCGACGUCGACCCGGUCUUGUUGGGGUCGAUCAAAGUGCAGCCGAACCCGGGUGCCCUCAAGAUGUUGUACCAUACUUCGGUUGGAGAUGGUCGCCGUGUUUUGACUGCCGCCGACUCGCUCAUUGACCUAACGACAGGGCUCCCCAAGCAACACUAGAUGAGGCCGAUAAGUCAUUCUACAACAAGGUUUUCACUCAACAUAAACACCGAUGCAGUCGACUAUAUGUGGAGUGGAUUGGGAUUGAAUGCUAUCCUACGGCCAUGGGAAAACUGGCAGUGGACGCUACACGAGGGUCUUGCCAAGCGACUACAAGUCCAACAAGAGGCGUUCGGGGUCGGCGAUUUUGUCAGCAAUCGACUUGAGGCACGUCACGGCCUCCCGACCGUCGACCAAGCGAUGGUCGUACGUCAAUGCGAGGUACAUCAUGGGCCGUGCUACGAUUUCGCCGUUGGCGAGCACGACCGGGCGCAUCUUGGUCGCAUGCAUGCCGAGGAUCCCAGCUUGCGGAACGUUGAUGAUUGGUGUACCCAUAAGCGACCCAAAGACGCCGCCGUUCGAAAUGGUAAAGUUGCCACCCGCCAUGUCUUCCAUCGUAAUUUCACCGGCGCGCGCCUUUUCAGCCAACCGCGCCAAUGUCUUCUCAAUGUCAGCAAAGCUCAUCGACUCGGUGUUUUUUAUCACGGGGGUGACGAGGCCCUUGGGCGUCGCCACGGCCACGCUGAUAUCGACAAAGUCACGGUAGAUGAUCUCGGCGUGCUUGUCAUCGAUCGACGCAUUCACGCCGGGGGUUUCCAAGAGCGCCGCAGCCGAAGCCUUGAUGAAGGCACUCAUAAAGCCAAGCUUUACGUUGUGCUUCUUUUCGAAUGAAUCCUUGUACGUUGAACGGAGCGCCAUGAGCUUAGACAUGUCCACUUCCUGGAACGUGGUGAGGCUCGCACUCGUAUUUUGCGAUUCCUUCAAUCGCUCAGCAAUGCGGAGGCGCAUACGACUCAUCUUUUCACGGGUCGUGCCACGAGGCAGGCCUCCCAACACGGGAGACACAAUGUUCGUCGACACAGAAGGAGCAGCCUUGGUUGGUUCUGGUUGGUUCUUGGUGGGAGCAGCAGCAACCGGUGCAGGGGCAACUGGAGCAGAUGUAGCAGCAGGAGGAGCGGCAGCCUUGGCGCCACCACUGGCACCAGGAACCAACGUGAACAAGGGAGCACCGAUGGUCACAACAUCUUCGACAUUGACCAAUGUCUGUUGGAUAACACCGGCUUGAGGCGCACGGACGUCAACACUGACUUUGUCGGUUUCAAUGACCAAGACGACGUGGUCCGCUUCCACGAAGUCACCAGGUCCCUUUGUCCAGCUCACAACAGUACCCUCAGAGAUGGAAUCGCCCAUGGACGGCACGUUCACGGUGACAGGAGCACCAGUGGCAGUAGUUUCAGCAGGGGUGGCAGCGACUGGCACAGGUGUUGAGGCAGCAGGAGGAACCGUGGACGUAGCAGGGCUCGAAGAAGCGCCAGAUGGUGAUGCACCUUGGUCUAUUUGAAACAAUGGUGCGCCGACGUUCACACUAGCUUCAACUUCGGCCAAAUGGGCAGUCACGACACCAGCGAAGGGCGAUCGGACAUCGACACUGACUUUGUCCGUUUCAAUCACGACAACAACAUCGUCAGCAUCGACGUGGUCGCCAACGUUCUUGACCCACUCGACAACUGUGCCUUCCGAGAUCGAAUCUCCCAUUGACGGGACAGGGACGUCCACCGAGGCAAACGAGCGGACUUGGGAAAUGCAGAACUUGGCGCGGUUGUUCAAACGAAUGUACGACGCGACCGUCGUCGACGUCGCAUGGAACGUACGGACAGCAGUGGCCACUGCGGCUUGGCGGUGGCGCACAGCAAGAGGCAACUUAAUGCGGCGGACAGUGCGCAGCAUGGUGACGGAAGGCGAGUGAUGCGUGGUGGCUUUGAGG